Molecule: messenger RNA, 1027 nt
Organism: Pseudoliparis swirei
Lineage: Eukaryota; Metazoa; Chordata; Actinopteri; Perciformes; Liparidae
Gene: rimoc1
Product: rab7a interacting mon1-ccz1 complex subunit 1
Exons: 6
Coding region: 100-933 (277 amino acids)
Biological process (GO): mitophagy
Source: RefSeq, a predicted model, not a curated record
UACGUACACGCACGCAAACGCGCUGUUGUCUCCUGGAAACGGGUAUGACGCGGUGAGCACGUGACUAAUCCCCGGCUCAGGUGACGCGUACUUUUAGUCAUGGCCGACGACUACAGGCGACAGGGUUUCGAGUUGGAGAGAAGGAUAUUUGAGUUAGACAUCAAGUGUUCCAGUCUCAGAGCUGAAAAGCAAGAUGAUGACUAUUUACAGAAUGCGUCUGCCAUACUAGAGAAGUUGAAAAGCUAUUACAGGCAAGGAGGGGAGAGUAGCAACCUUUCCAAGGUGCUUCAGGAUUACACACAGGUGAUCCUGGACAUCACAUUUUAUGAAGAGAAUAAACUGGUGGACCAGGAGUUCCCUGAGGACUGCUCACCUUUUAAAAUCCAGCAGCUGCUGCAAGACCUGACCGAGCCAGAAGUUUUGGCAGGGAGGCUAGCACCUGCACAAGAAGUGCAGUCUAUGUUGGGCCUUGAGCUGUUAGAAUGCCUCUAUUGGAGACGUGGAGCUCUGCUGUACAUGUACUGCCACACCCUGCAUCAACGAAAACAGUGGAUUAAGAAAAACAAGGAUACAUUCCUGAAGUGUAUUCAAGAAGGGGUGCGCUACCUAAUGCGAAUGCUGCAGGUGAGAAACUCUGUGAAGCUCAACGAUGGUGUGGUGCUCCAUGACACUGCUACAGCAAGCUUCCUAUCUGAAGGUAUCUUCUCAGACACACACCUGUUGACGAUGAUGUACAUCGGGGAAAUGUGUUUCUGGGCGGUCAAGUACGAGGACUGCAGUGCUGACACUAUGGAUCGCAAGGAAGAUCGCCUCCAGUUUCGGGACAUUGGCACACAGAUCCUUAACAAAUACGUGCUUGCUUGUGAGGGCCCUCUGCAGGGCCAGGGCUGGAACACAGAAAAUGCCAAGGAAAUCCUUAGUAUUUUACAGUGAACCCAGCUGCCCCUGUGUUGAAGUUGCCCCCAAGCACCGAUCUAAGUUCAGUAUUCAAAUGUGUGUCAACCCCAAAUAAAAAUGCAAUCCAUCA